Chenopodium quinoa (quinoa) is the source of this 693-nucleotide messenger RNA. RefSeq lists its product as uncharacterized. Lineage: Eukaryota; Viridiplantae; Streptophyta; Magnoliopsida; Caryophyllales; Amaranthaceae. The transcript has a single exon. The coding region runs from base 1 to 693 and encodes 230 amino acids. The record is from RefSeq and is a predicted model, not a curated record.
AUGAGUGAAGAGGAGCCACAAAAGAGAGAUGAGGGAGUUGUGGUGAGAAAUGAGGGUGAGUUUGAAAAUGAGAUAGUUGAUGAUGAGAGAAAGGAGCCACAAAAGAAAAAUGAGGGAGAUGAGGAAAAGGUAGAAAAGCCCCCCAUGAAAGUAUACAAGCCUCCUAUUCCAUUCCCCCAUAGGAUUGUUGAAAAGAAAUUGAAUGAAAGGUUUUCAAAUUUUCUUGAAGUCAUGAGAGGACUUCAAGUGAAUAUCCCCUUUCUUCAUGCUAUGUCACAAAUGCCUACAUAUGCGAAAUUUUUGAAGGAUCUUCUAUCCAACAAGAGUAGGCUUGGGGAGAGUGCAACCAUCUCCCUUCCCAAGGAGGUGAGCGCUAUCAUUCAAAAUAAGUUUCCUCAAAAUCUUGGUGACCCUGGUAGCUAUGCAAUACCGGUGAAGAUUGGAGACUUGGAAGCUAUGGAUGCUUUAUGUGAUCUUGGGGCAAGUGUGAUCUUGAUGCCCUAUUCUAUAGCAAAGAUUUUGAAGGUUGGAGACUUCAAGCCAACAAUAAUGUCCCUACAAUUGGUCGACCGCACGGUUAGGCUACCUUUGGGAAUUCUUGAAGAUAUACUGGUUCAAGUCGGGAAAAUAUUUGUGCCUUGUGACUUCGUAGUAAUGGAAAUGGAAGAAGACACAAGAGUACCCCUCAUCUAG